AUGUCGGAUACUAAAAAUCCAAAGAGAUUGAAGACUAUAUUGUCGUUUUUCGGAAAGAACGCUGAAUCUUUAAGAGACGAGUCUACAAACUCAAACCCUUCUUCAAUUCCUAUUGCUCCGGUCUCUAAUGACCACAAUCAAUUUGUACAUCCUUACCCUCAUAAUGAAAUAGAUGAGUCUGAUAGAGUUGUAAAUGAUCAGGAAUUCGAUAUCAACUCUCUUGAACAUGAUUCAGGUAUAAUCGUGGAAAUUUUAAUGAAUUACAGGAGGCUUUUGGAAGGAAUAAUCCAAAGGGAGAGGUUCUUUGGUAUUGUGAAUGUUGCUGACACAAAAACCCGAACUCUUAAAGAUGAGGAUUGCCCGUAUGCAUAUUAUGUACAUUAUUUUGCUCAUCGUUUACAACUUGCUUUAAUUGGUGCAGCAGAAGAAGUUAGAGUUGUUUACAGAUUUUUUUCAAUGCUAAUUAAGAUUGUGAAUUUCGUUGGUGGUUCUACCAAGCGUAGUACGGAGUUAAAACUGACAAGAGAAGCUGAAAUUGAAGAGUUGUUGGAUGCUGGAUUGGUUGAGACAGGAAAAGGAGCUAAUCAAGUUCGUUGUUUACAGAGACCUGGAACCACUCGAUGGGGAAGUCAUUUUAAGUCUGUUAAUAGUUUGAUUGAAUUAUUCAGUUUAACCAAACUCGUGGUGGAGAACUUAAAGGACAACAGACACACUAGACAAAUUUGUGGUGAAGCUGAAGGUAUAUAUCUCUCUAUGACUUCUUUUGAGUUCGUGUUUGUCUUGCAUUUUCUGAAUAAAGUCCUGGGCAUCACUAAUUUUCUUUGCCAAAAAUUCCAAAAGAAGUCUGCAGAUAUUGUUAGUGCUCUUAAUCAUAUUUCUAUUACAAAAAUGUUGCUUCAAAAGUUUAGGGACAAUGGUUGGGAGAAUUUUCUUGAAACUAUGAUAUCAUUUUAUGAAACUCAUGAGAUUAAUAUGCCUGAUAUGAGUGCUCCACAAAGGGUGGGUACUGGUCGUUCUUGUCAACAAAAUGAUGACAUUACAAUAGAACACCACUAUCAUUUUGAUAUAUUUAAUGUUGUUAUAGAUAAACAGAUGAAUGAGUUAGAUGAUAGAUUUCCAAAGCAAUCAAAGGAACUUCUCACAUUUACUGCAGCUUUAGAUCCUCAAGAUGAUUUUAGGUCUUUUAAGAAAAAUGAUAUUUGCAGUCUUGUUGAAAAGUUCUAUCCCCAAGAUUUUACUUCUGCUGAAUUGUAUGCUUUAGAUUUGCAAUUGAUAUUUUAUGCUGAAGAUAUUCAUAGUCGUCCUGAGCUUCAAAAUAUUACUAGUCUUUUAGAAUUAUGA
Fragaria vesca subsp. vesca is the source of this 1341-nucleotide messenger RNA. RefSeq lists its product as uncharacterized. NCBI's taxonomy places the organism in Eukaryota, Viridiplantae, Streptophyta, Magnoliopsida, Rosales, Rosaceae. Bases 1 to 1341 code for a protein of 446 amino acids. The record is from RefSeq and is a predicted model, not a curated record. The transcript has 4 exons.